Messenger RNA from Zophobas morio, 1200 nucleotides. RefSeq lists its product as uncharacterized. Lineage: Eukaryota; Metazoa; Arthropoda; Insecta; Coleoptera; Tenebrionidae. The record is from RefSeq and is a predicted model, not a curated record. The transcript is spliced from 6 exons. Bases 157 to 1200 code for a protein of 347 amino acids.
UUUAUUUUUCGUCUGCUUUGUUGAGGGCAAGGAGUACAGUAAAACAGUGUUCUGGGUGCGUCGCGGAAAAAAUUGUGAAUAAAUAUAACUAGCUGUAAUUUAAACGAAGUGGUGGAACCGGCAAGGUAUUGAUAUAAUUAAUAUUUACUAAGUGCAAUGACCAAGCCGAUUUCCGCUGAAGCACAAUUUAGUGCAGAAAAUUUUGUUCAACAUUUACUGGAAGAAGGAAUAAAAUAUGGUUGUAGCGAAAGUGCAAGUUCAUUUAAAUCGGAGGAAAAUUUACCUUCGUUUUAUGAUAAAAACAUGUUCAAAAGGGGUCAAAAGUUUUUCAAUGACAACAUCUUUGCCCUACUCUAUAGCAAAUUUUUGGGUCUUCUAUCCAAUAUUGCCACUCCAUCUGUUUUGCGGAUUCUAAUAUUUACCAAGAAAUCUGGUUCACCAUUAGACGCAUAUAGAAGAUAUUUGUCUACCGUCUUCCACAUGUGCAUUUGGUACCAAAGUGACUUCACUCCUGGAUCCCCGUUAUGGAAAUCAUUGCUGGAAGUAAAAAACAAACAUAGCUUUGCUAGCAGGAAAAGUUGUGCUAAAGGUUUGGGGCUCAUUACACAAAAAGACAUGGCCCUAACGCAGUUCGGAUUUAUGGGAUUUGCUGUAAUUAAAAGUAAAGAAGUUGGUCUUCAUAACGCAACUAAUGAAGAUUUGCGAGCUUUUGUUCAUGUUUGGCGAGUUAUCGGUUGUUUAAUGGGUAUAGAAAAUAGGUUUAACAUCUCCAGAGAUUCUUUAGAGGAAACUAAAGACAUUUGCAAAAUAUUGGCUGAGAAGUUGCUCAAACCUGUAGUGGAAAACAAGGAUCAAGAUUUUAUCAAUAUGGCUACUUACUUAUCAGAUGGCAUGUGGUCUUUGAAUCCCACCUUAAACGCGAAAAUUUAUUUAAAUAUUGUGUAUAAAUUGUUAGAAAAACCAAAGAGUACCUGUACUACAGCUGAUUCUAAACCUUUCAUUCAAAUGAACUUUCCGCAGACUUUACUUUUGCGGUUCCUUUUUUUUGUGAUAUGGAGUUUACAGUUUGAUAUUUGUAGAAUUGUUUGUAACUAUAUACAACAUAUUUCUUUUUGGCUGAUAAGAGUAUUUCCAUUUUUAGCAUAUUAUCAGUUUGGCUACUCUAAAUCUCAUGUCCGGAUUUUGCAAGGUGACGCAUGA